AUGGAACAUUUUCUAUCGUGGCAUAGACCACAAGUACAAGCUUUCAUUGACACUGCAAGCAAUGGAAACUUCAUGACCAAGACAAUUGAUGAAGCUAAGGGACAGCUAAAGCAUAUCAAUGCAAUAGAAGGGAUGACUGAUGCCAAUGAGGACCCAUCAAGAGAGUGCAUGGGAGAUUUCUCUAAUGAAGCCAAUGAAGAAGAUGUGAACUACAUUGGAAACUAUGGGAACAAGGAAUACAAUCCAAACUAUGGCCUCCAAGGCUUGAUUCUCACUGGCUAA
Microthlaspi erraticum is the source of this 282-nucleotide messenger RNA. The record is from the annotation of a GenBank genome assembly. NCBI's taxonomy places the organism in Eukaryota, Viridiplantae, Streptophyta, Magnoliopsida, Brassicales, Brassicaceae.